This is a messenger RNA of Saxophila tyrrhenica, 1029 nucleotides long. RefSeq lists its product as uncharacterized. The record is from RefSeq and is a predicted model, not a curated record. NCBI's taxonomy places the organism in Eukaryota, Fungi, Ascomycota, Dothideomycetes, Mycosphaerellales, Extremaceae. Bases 1 to 1029 code for a protein of 342 amino acids. Gene Ontology annotation, molecular function: oxidoreductase activity. The transcript is spliced from 2 exons.
AUGGCCCAACCAUCAAGCCGAAAAGCGUACCGACGAACGGACGACUACACCCCAGGAACCCCUAAAGUAAAACUCGUUAGCGAAGAAAUACCAUCUCCACUCCCGCCUUAUGCGGUCUUGAUCAAAGUCCACGCCGUGAGCCUCAACUACCGGGACGCCAACAUCGCGAACGGAGGCAACCCGUGGCCAGUAACCCCCAACGGCAUCCUCUGCAACGACGCCGCUGGAGGAGUUAUCUCAGUCGGCGAACGAGUCACAAGAUUUUCGCAAGGUGACCGUGUAGCACCGAUCGUCGAUACGGCAAACAUUACCGGACGAGAAACCAGAAGAUCGUGGCUGGCUGCGGAUGAGGAUGGGGUGCUGGCGGAUUAUAUCGUCUUUGAUGAAGAUAAGGUCACAAAGUUGCCUCAGCAUCUAGAUUGGAUUGAGGCUAGUAUUAUUCCUUGUGCUGGGGUGACGGCGUGGUCUGCGUUGGAGGGGUGUGGAAUGGGGAGCACCGGAGGCGUCAGCAUGUUCGCCCUAAAGCUCGCUCGAGCGAGCGGCAUGCGGGUCAUCUUGAGCUCCUCAAGCGAUUCAAAACUGGAGAGUAUGCGAACGAAAUUCGCAGACCCACCACUCUUCACUGUCAACUACAAGAACGCCAUGUGGCACGAAGAAGUCCUCAACCUCACGAACGGUGCCGGCGUGGAUCUUGUCCUGGAAAAUGGCGGCACCGGAUCAGUGGUCCAAAGCGUGAAAUGCACUCGCCGUGGUGGAACUGUCAGUCAGGUUGGAUACCUAGGGAAGCAGGAUCCGACCGAGAUGGCUGAACUUUUGCCGACGUUGAUCGACAGAAGGGUGAAUCUGAGGGGCAUCAAUGCUGGUUCAAGGCACGAUCAGGAGGAUCUUUGUGCUGCUAUCUCGGCUAUGGGGAUGCGGUUUGACGAUAUCAUUGACUCGACGUUUCCGUUUGAUGAGGCGGAGGAGGCGGUUGAGAGUAUUUGGCAAGGCAAGCAGGUUGGGAAAGUAGUUGUCAAGAUUGGCGGUUGA